This is a messenger RNA of Maudiozyma barnettii, 1818 nucleotides long. RefSeq lists its product as uncharacterized. The transcript has a single exon. The coding region runs from base 1 to 1818 and encodes 605 amino acids. Gene Ontology annotation, biological process: transmembrane transport. Gene Ontology annotation, cellular component: membrane. NCBI's taxonomy places the organism in Eukaryota, Fungi, Ascomycota, Saccharomycetes, Saccharomycetales, Saccharomycetaceae. The record is from RefSeq and is a predicted model, not a curated record.
AUGUCUAAAAUAGACCUAGGUGCAGCCAUCUACAUUGCAUUAAAACCAAUCUUCAAGAUUUACACAAUUAUAUUUGUGGGAUUCCUCAUUGCCAAAUAUAAUAUUGUAUCAAUGGAAAAUGCAAAAGGUAUUUCCAAUAUGGUUGUUAAUGCAAUUUUGCCCUGUCUGACCUUCAAUAAGAUUGUUACAAAUAUUUCAUGGCAUGAUAUCAAGGAAGUCGGUGUCAUUAUCCUGUCUGCAAUCAUCUUGUUUUCAUUUGGUGCUACAGGUGCUUUGAUUACGAACUAUACAACGCCUGUACCAAAGACCUUCUACUGGAGUUUUAUCUUUGCUGGUCUUUUCCCGAAUAUUUCUGAUCUUCCUAUUGCUUAUACACAAAGUAUGGGUAAUGGUGCAAUUUUCACAGAAGCAGAAUCGGAAAAAGGUGUCGCUUAUUCAUGUAUCUUUUUAUUUACACAAAGUUUUCUAAUGAUGAAUUUUGGUAUGUGGAGAAUGGUUGGAUUGGAUUUUAGAGAUUCUAAAAAGGAUUCUGAAGACUUAGAAAGUCAAAAUACUUCUGUAAAUAUAUCUGAUAUUGACACUAAUCAGGGAACAUCAAUGAUUAUGGACGAACCUAAGGAUAACAAUCUAGAAACAACUUCGCAAGUACCAAGAGUCAGUAUUUCAAGUUCGGAUGGAUCGAAUAGGGCUAGUGUUUUAAGUAGUUUAAGCAGUAACGUGGUUGAUUAUGAGAAUGGUUAUUUUACAGGGAAUCGCAAUUAUAUUCAACAAUAUGACAAAGAUACGGCUAAUCAAAAGAGUACAACCUCAGAAAUUGAGAAGCCAAGUGAGGCACAUCUAGUUGGUGGGUCCGAUCAAAUACGGCGAACUACUUCUUUCUAUUCGAAUAAUAUGGGACUAGAUGAUAGGAAUGAAGAUAACCUAGGUUAUGAUGAAUAUAGGAGCGCUGUAACAAGAAGAAGACCAAGGAGAUCAUCUAUCCAUGAUGUUAUAUCAUCAUUCAGUGCUGUUAACCGUAUAAAGACUGGUGAAUUAGAUCUUACGCGACCAUUAAGUAUGACCGAAGAAGUUGGACGUGAAAACACCACUAUUGGCGCAAUUGAUAACAAUACAGAAGAAACUGGUAUAGUAGAAAAUACUCUCAAGAGUAAUGGUGAUUUGCAAUCUGUCUACUCCGAAAAGUCUACUAAAUGGAUUAGAUUUAAAAAGAGAGUAUCAGAUUUUAUUCAUGAACAUCAUCUGGAAUGGGUUGCAUAUUUUGCAAUUAAUUUCUGUAGACCAGCUUCCUUGGGUGCAUUACUAGGUAUUAUAUGUGCAUUAGUUCCUUGGAUUAAAGCAUUAUUUGUUCCAACGUAUGUCCAUGUUCAUCAAGCUCCAGAUGACCUACCGGUAUUAAAUUUUCUAAUGGAUUUUACAGCUUAUAUUGGUAAUGCAUGUAUUCCAUUAGGAUUAUUAUUGUUGGGAGGUACAUUAGCAAGACUAGAGGUUAAUUCUAUCCCUAAAGGUUUCGAUAGAUCUGUGGUACUAAUGACAGUUUUCAGAUUGAUUAUAUCGCCUAUCAUCGGUGUCUUAUGGGCUAACAAACUGUACGACAUGAACUGGCUGGAUUCGCGGAUUGGGAAAUUUGUCAUGGUCCUUACAUGGUCGAUGCCUUGUUCUACAUCUCAAGUUUAUUUCACAGCCUUUUAUACACCCGUUGUGGGAUCUCACGUCCAAAUGGAUUGUUUAUCGGUAUUCUUUGUUGCACAAUAUGCGAUCCUAUUUAUUACCUUAUCAAUUGUCGUGACAUACACAUUAAAGGUAGAUCUUAAUGUGUAA